This is a messenger RNA of Penicillium malachiteum, 1248 nucleotides long. Its product is annotated as SGNH/GDSL hydrolase family protein. The record is from RefSeq and is a predicted model, not a curated record. The transcript has 4 exons. The annotation marks the transcript as partial. NCBI's taxonomy places the organism in Eukaryota, Fungi, Ascomycota, Eurotiomycetes, Eurotiales, Aspergillaceae.
AACAUGUCGGAACAUUGGAUUCACACAUGGACUGCGAUGCCUAUACUUGUAGAGCCAGAGCCAGACAAGCUGCCAUCGAAAAAUUUCAUCCGAGACUCAUUCGUGUUCGCGAACACCACCCUCCGCCAAACAAUCAAAAUGACCCUCGGCACAGAGAAAUAUUUUCGCUUGCGUUUCUCAAAUGCCUUUGGCACUGAAAAUCUUAAAAUUGAUCAUGCAACGGUUGCUCUCUCAAAAAACCAAGCGUGCGGUGUCCCUAAUGUUGAGCCGCAUACAAUGAGAACAGUAACCUUCGAUGGUUCUGGCACGACCACUAUCGUUGGGGGCGCACUAGCUGUUUCCGAUCCCAUCGAUUUCGAUGGUCCACUGCCAGCAAAUAUUAUCUUGAGUAUCAGUCUUUUCUUCAAAGAAGGGCAAGAUGUGAGGACUGGGAUCACUUCGCAUCCUGGGAGUCGGACGACUUCUUUCUGUGUUCUGGGUGAUUUCUCCCUAGAGCCAGAAUGGACAGAGCCCUCCCUUGAAGAAAUUGAACACUGGUAUUACAUCUCUGGCGUUGAGAUUCAAAGUUCCUCCGAGACCGGAACAAUCGCGAUUAUAGGCGAUAGUAUUACUGAUGGUCGUGAGAGUACAGCAAACCAGAAUGAUCGCUGGCCCGAUCGUCUAUUUUCUCGCCUGCAGUCCAAUCCUGCCACAGCCUCCUUGUCGAUCAUUAGCCAAGCAGCGGGAGGAAAUCGCGUGCUAACAGAUGGAAUCGGACCAAAUCUCCUAAGUCGCUUAGAUCGGGAUAUUCUGUCGCUAUCCAGAGUGCAAUAUGUAGUCCUAUUCGAAGGUGUGAAUGAUAUAGGCGCCGCGGAGGCCGACGAAGAGACCCAGGCUAAUAUCGGUGAUCGUUUAAUCGCGGCUUAUAAACAAAUCGCAACGCGUGUCCAUGCCAACGGUAUCAAGAUUUUUGCAGCCACGAUCACCCCGUUUGGACGGAGAAUAGGCGAGGUUGUGAGUGAUCCUGAGGCGCAGGGUGUUACCUGGUACUCUCAUCCGCGUCGAGAGUGUACGAGACUCAGGGUCAAUGACUGGAUACGAGAGAGCAGUAGUUUCGAUGCUAUAGUUGACUUCGAUAGUGUCUUGAGGGACCCCAAUCAUGCUUCGUCGCUGGCAAGUCGAUUUGACGGAGGUGACAGGUUGCAUCCCAACGCGGUAGCGUUCCAAGCCUUGGCUGAUUCAUUUGGCCUAGAAAUAUUUACUCAUUAG